AUGGGACCCAAAGACUGUCUCUACACUAACCCCGAGAACUGCAAUACUUUCAUUCAGUGUACUGUCAAUCCCGGUAACCAAUCGGGAACUCCGGUUGUGAUGCCCUGUCCCGCGGGACUCAAGUGGAACGACAACGAGAAAAUAUGUGAUUGGCCCGCAAACGCC
Molecule: messenger RNA, 165 nt
Organism: Oppiella nova
Lineage: Eukaryota; Metazoa; Arthropoda; Arachnida; Sarcoptiformes; Oppiidae
Source: the annotation of a GenBank genome assembly